UUGAGCAGCGGCAGCGCGAAAACGACCAAGAUGGCGGACUGAGUGGCUCUUAUAGCCAUUAAAAAACACAUCGAAUAAAGCUCAAAAUACCUCAAGAGUGGUCUUUUCUAAAGCCCGCGAAACGGAAGUCGACUUUAUCACGAUGGAGUGUUACCUGAAGUGAAGAUUGAAGACGUGAUAGAAGAUGGACGACUACUGCUAUGCUAAGAUGGCGACGUCAUGUCAAAGAGAACAUGAAAGAGAAUCAGAAACUUGGAAAAAGACCACAUUUUCAGAGGAAGAUAUCCAGCAGCUGAUUGGUCAUCCAGAAGAACUGGCAGGAAUCAGCUCCACUUUGAAGCAGCCAACCCACAUUAAAAAAGAAGAGGAGGAACUCUGGAUCCCUCAGGAGGGAGAGGGUCUUCUAGGACCACAAGAGGUUGAUCUCACCAAGUUGCCACUGACUGUUGUCUCUGUGAAGACUGAAGAUGAUGAAGAGAAACCACAAGUAGACAACCUCUUAGCUCCACUAUCAGAUAGUGAGGCUGAAGACGAGGUUGAAGUGACUUUGAGCAGCGAUACAGACUGUGAAGGUGAUAUGAGGACUCACACUGACAACAAACACUCUAAAUGUUCUUCAAAGAAGAGAGGUAACAAAUGUUUGAGCUGCUCAGUUUGUGCUAAAAGCUUUAGUCAAAAAAGCAAUUUGACUCAACACAUGAGAACACACACAGGAGAAAAAACAUUCAAUUGUUCAGUUUGCGGUAAAAACUUUUUUUAUAAGAGCAAUUUGUCUCAGCACAUGAGAACACACAACGGGCAAAAACCUUUUAAUUGUUCUGUUUGUGGCAAAAGUUUUUCUCAUACGAAAAGUUUGACUCGGCACAAGAGCACACACACGGGAGAAAAACCAUUUCAUUGUUCGGUUUGCGGUAAAAACUUUUCCCAAACCACUUACUUGACCCUACACAUGAGGACACACACAGGGAAAAAGCCAUUUAAUUGCUCACUUUGCGGUAAAAACUUUUCUCAAAAGAGCAGCUUGACGCUACACACGAGAACGCACACAGGGGAAAAACCCUUUAAUUGCUCCGUUUGCGGUAAAAGCUUUUCUCAAAAGAGGAGUUUGAAUCGACACGAUCGAACACACACGAGGAAAAACAUUUAAUUGUUCAGUUUGUGGUUGUAAAGCCUUCCCAAAUGAGCAAUUUUGACAACAUGCAUAGGAGAAAAACCAAAUAAUUGUUCGGUUUGUGGUAAAAAAUGUUCCCAAAACACUUACUUGACCCUACACAUGAGAACACACACAGGGACAAAGCCAUUUAAUUGCUCACUUUGCGGUAAAAACUUUUCUCAAAAGAGCAGUUUGACGCUACACACGAGAACACACACAGGGGAAAAACCCUUUAAUUGCUCCGUUUGUGCUAAAAGCUUUUCUCAACAGAGGAGUUUGAAUCGACACGAGAGAACACACACGAGGAAAAACAUUUAAUUGUUCAGUUUGUGGUUGUAAAGCCUUCCCAAAUGAGCAAUUUUGACAACAUGCAUAGGAGAAAAACCAUUUAAUUGUUCGGUUUGCGGUAAAAACUUUUCCCAAAACACUUACUUGACCCUACACAUGAGAACACACACAGGGAAAAAGCCAUUUAAUUGCUCACUUUGCGGUAAAAACUUUUCUCAAAAGAGCAGCUUGACGCUACACACGAGAACGCACACAGGGGAAAAACCCUUUAAUUGCUCCGUUUGCGGUAAAAGCUUUUCUCAAAAGAGGAGUUUGAAUCGACACGAUCGAACACACACGAGGAAAAACAUUUAA
This is a messenger RNA of Nerophis ophidion (straightnose pipefish), 1795 nucleotides long. RefSeq names its product zinc finger protein OZF-like. Gene Ontology annotation, biological process: regulation of transcription by RNA polymerase II. NCBI's taxonomy places the organism in Eukaryota, Metazoa, Chordata, Actinopteri, Syngnathiformes, Syngnathidae. The record is from RefSeq and is a predicted model, not a curated record. The transcript is spliced from 2 exons. Gene Ontology annotation, molecular function: DNA-binding transcription activator activity, RNA polymerase II-specific; RNA polymerase II cis-regulatory region sequence-specific DNA binding. Gene Ontology annotation, cellular component: nucleus.